Molecule: messenger RNA, 4754 nt
Organism: Lineus longissimus
Lineage: Eukaryota; Metazoa; Nemertea; Pilidiophora; Heteronemertea; Lineidae
Exons: 2
Coding region: 184-2871 (895 amino acids)
Molecular function (GO): zinc ion binding
Source: RefSeq, a predicted model, not a curated record
UAACGUUUGACCUGACUUUCUUUUGUGAGAUGAGCACAAGGCCUUUGACAGUGCUUGACAACAGUAAACAGGCUAACUUCUACCUGACAAGACAUAUGAGGAUAGUUCUUAUAACUUCUGUGGCAUGAUGUAAGAGCAGACUACACCUACACAACAACCUGAUAGCAGGAUAACGUUCCCAAGAUGGCAAUGAUGGGGGACAACCUUGAAAUGGAUGAUGACUUCAUGCGGGUCAUCACCAGAUGCUGCCAAUGCGGGAAUGAAUCCAAGAAACCUGACCGCUUGAAAUUUCUCCCGUGCUCUCACUUGAUGUGUAUUCGAUGCCUCGAAGGAGUACGAACUGGGACUAAUACUACGGCGCGAACGCCUCGGUCAUCCCGAGGGAAUGAUGGGCUCCAGAAUGGCGGUCUUACAAACGGAUCUCAUAGAAGUGAGGAUGUCUUCAUGACAGAGAUCGAGGAGUUACCCGAAGGAAAACGUGAGAUGUAUACGAAAGCGUAUUGUCCUGCGUGCGAUCAGAGUUUCGUGGUACCGAACACUAAUUUGUCGAUAUUCGAGGAUGAUUUUCAUAACACGGGGAUACUGGCACGGUUUAUCACGGGGCAGAAGCAUGCGUGUCAGCGCUGCAUUGAAAUGGAGAAGGAAAAGGUACUCGAAGAGGCGGAAAAAGCGAAAAAGAAGAGCCACAAAAAAUGCGUUGAGGAGGAAAAGCCAAAACCGGGGAAACCUGCGCAGAAACCGCCUGUAAAGAAAGAGUCGCGUGGCAUCAACACAUCUCCGCCUCCGGAAAAGAAGGAUGAUCCGCCUGUGAAGAAAGGCGUGAAUGCAAAAGGUCCGGCAAAGAAGGGUGGGAGGCCCCCACCAGGGGGAGUUAAGAAGAAAGGUGCAGCUACGGCGAAGGGGAAGCCACCGCCCAAGGGGGCCAAGAAGGAGGAGAAGCAGCCUUCGCCACCCAAGAGUCCGACACCACCACCAAAGUCCCCAACACCACCACCACCAAAAUCUCCAACUCCACCAGCUUCUUCAAGCCCAGAGUCACCGAAGGAGGGAUCCCCAAGGAGCGCCAGUGACGACCAAGAAACCACGUCGAGGAAAGGCAGCCAGGGAAGUGCAGCACAGAGCUCUCGGAUAAGUGAUGAACCCACAACCGGGGAAGCAUCUGAAAUGACGCUAGAAUUAGACGGCACGCCUGCAGAGUUCUUUUGCAUGGGAUGCAAAAGGUUCCUGUGUUCUACUUGCAGUCAUGAACAUUUGACACCGGAGAAUUUGAAGGAGCACCGCUUGGUUCCCGCUCACGAAUACAGCUUGGCAACUCAGGAAGAACAGGUGUCUUGUUUGAGACAUCCGCAGAAGAGAUAUACUCACUUUUGCUUGAAUGAGAAGUGCCAGCGGGCAAUCUGCGCGGUGUGUCUGAAUCAGAGUCACCAUGAGCAUCGUGUUGAACCUAUCGCAAAGGUAACGCGUGAUCCGGCCGUGCUACGCGAAGUCUUACACAACAGUAAGGCCAUCGAGAUGAAAGUGAGGCUCAGGAUGCGCGAACUUCAGGAGUCGAAGAUCCAGGAUGAUGUCAUCGCAAGUUUGAACGAGGAGAUUGAGCACUUGAAGCAAGGGUACAUCGCACUGCUCGAUGACUAUAAAUUUGGGAUUAACGCACGCUUCAACGAGAUUAACGGGAAGAUAGAAAUAGACGAGACACGCGUCCACAGCUACAUGGAGAAAAUGAAAAAGAUGAACGGGAUACUCAACAACGUAAUCUCGCGACCAGACUACGUCGAUCAAGAUUUGCUCAUUCUCACGCACUUCCUCGGGGCCAAUCAGGACGUUCUAACAAACGAACGCAAAGUCGAAGACUUGAUGCGCGAAAAAACACUCGUGGUCCAACACUAUGCCUUAGACAUGGGAGAAAUGCAAUCGAUUUUCAAAUCGACGAAAGAGCUUCCGCAGACCAUUCCGUUCGAUCUUCACAAAACCGUGCGCCAAGAUUUCCCGCUACCUAAGCAUUUGAAAUGUACGAGUUCGAACAGGGUGAUGGUUCCAUCAGCUUUUCUGCAUAACUUGGAUGUAUUCCCGAACAAUGACAUUGUUAUCUUAGACGUUAGGGGGAAGAGUAUACACAAGUUCCAAUGCGUGAACGCGGGCGGGGUGAAGCAGCACCGCUUCCAGUACAUGUACUGCAACGGGGGAAAAGACAAGAGUACUGACGCGUUAGUCUGCCCAGCAGGGAUCGCAGUCUACGACGGAUACACGUUAGUUUGCGAUACCACCCCAAGUAGUAAGGGGGCGCCAAAGAGAGGUCAGGUUCUGGUCUUCGACGACAAGCUGAACCAGAUUGAUGCAGUUCCGUUGGAGGCCGUGCCGCACUGCAUGGCCAGCUACCAGGACCAAAUCUACAUCGGAUACAAGACCAAAGUCGCACAUUACCAGAUUAGCGUGGAUGACAAGUACAACAAUGAGAUGGAGUUUCAUCUCGAGCACGCGGGAAACUACUACGUCGGGACGGAAUGGUGGUCGUAUCUUGCUGUAAACCGUGAAGGACACCUCGCGAUUCAGGACGGGAAUUCCGAAGUCUACAUCUUCAAGGACGGGCAACAAGUCCUGAAACCGUCGACAAAGUUACGCGGCGUCCGCGGCAUAUCGUUCUUUGGCGUCAACAAAUUACUGGCGGUGAACUUUGACAAGAAUAACAUUGUUGCAUACGCGAUGAAAGACGACGUCAAUGGUCAUCCGAUUGUCGACAAGGAGCUUCCCACCAUUCUGUUAUCGGCGAAGGAAAAGAUACUGCACCCACUCCAGGCCAAGAUGGACUAUGAUGGCGAUCUGAUUGUGACUGACGAUAAAGGACAGGUCAAGCUUUAUGUUUCCCCAAAAUAGAUCUUCAGAGAUCUCUUGACCCUCAUGAUUGCUAGCCUACACAGGCAAAUGUCUCCAUCGAACAAAACACUGAUGGGCCCAUAGUAGAAUCUAUGAUGAUAAUGACAAAACACUUUAAACAUUUGAUCACCCAUUGAUUCUAUGACAGGCCCACGGUAGACCAAACCAUGUUCUUCUAUCAAUGAUUCUACGAGGGACAUUCUCCCUCAUAGAAUCAUUGAUAACCCAUGGUAGAAUCUAUGAUGAAUCUGAUGGAAACUUUUGCCUCUGUAGUAUGGCAUUUUCGAACUCCUCAGGAAACAAUCAUUUGAUAUUCAUUUUGCGAGACAAACGAACGCUAGCACUUUAAACAGAAAAUCAUUUUAAUCACUUAAGGCAAUUAUUAAUGAAAAUUACUGGAGUCUGACAUUUUUAAAUGGUUAUUUUAAACUAACUCAAGGAUGAAUGCGCCCAUUGACAAAAAUGGCUGAAAUUUCAUUGCAGAUGUAAUUUUGUGCACUCUGAUACAAAAUUGUAAUUUAAUCAUCUUUUGAAGGCUUCUCGAGUCAAAUGGCGGCCUAAUUUCAAUUUCAUACCUGAAAACUACGGACACAGGGCAUUUACUGCUAAAACAAUGGAGAAUUUGGCAAAAUUUCAACAUCCCUUUCAAGGAUCCUCACCUCAGGGUAAUGUAGCAACACUGUAGUUAGUUAGGACUCUAUAGCGUGGAUUCCACACAAAUGGGCAACGUGAAGUUCCAGUUAAAUAUUUAAAGUGAUACUAUGAUGUGAUUUUCAACUUUGCGGAAAUACGUCCGUUUUUAAUUGUUGAUCACAAAUGUCAAGCUCAAAUUUUCCAUUUUUGAUUAGAUUUAUUAUAAAAUCGCUGAAUGUAAACAACCGCGACCGCGAAAAUGUUCAUGUUGUGACGUCAUCAACGAAAUCGGCAUCGAAGCAAGCCGCCCGGGCGGGAUUAAACCAUUAAUUUCUAGAAAAUGUGCAUUUCGAUUUAAAAACCUUACCAAUUUAUGAGAAAGUGUUGUAGUCAUUUGUCAAAAACAGCUAAAACAUUAUAUGGUGAAAUUUGACACGAGUUACCCUUUAAAGGCCUACUCCUUUUAUUCAAAACUUGAAUUUGCAAAUUCGUCAGAGAUAUCAACUGGAACUUGAUCUCACCUCCUGUACUGUGCCCUUAAUUGGUUCUUAAAUGAACCAUUUUGUAAAAACAUUGUAGGUCAUAAGCACAUUUGAUAGAGUGGACCAUGCUGUAUAAUACUUCCAAUGUUAUGUAUAUUUUGAAGAUUAUUUUUAGAAACUAUAAAAUUCGAUUAAUUAUAUAAAAUCCUCUUCUUUUUUAGCCCAGCGAUGAACGAGGCCCCAAAUGACACUGGAACUGCACAAAUCUGACUUACAUUUUUCCCCAUGGUCUGUUUUGGUCCGACGGUUAUGUCAAGGCGUCCUGAACUACCAUCUCGGAAUGAAAUAUUGUGGCGUAGAUAUAUUGGAAUAGCGACCAAGCUGGAAGGAAAAAUAUACGAUGAGAUUUUUUUCAAUAGUACAGUAGAACCUCUCUAUAAAGACACCCUCGGGACUGAUAAGUGCUGUCCUUAAGAGAGGUGUCCGGAUUAGAGAGGUCAAAUGCAAUGGCAAGAAACAAUUUGGGACCAAAACUAGUGUCCUUAAUAGAGAGAUAACAGCUGGCAUUACACAGUAAUGCACAGGCUAUAAUUGUAUCACGGCUGUAAUUGUAUCACCUUACCUAACACUACAGCUUAGAUUUUAUAUCAUUUUAGAGGAAGCAGACACUAUUACUUGGGAUUUUCACUUCAAUUCCAUGCACUCGACUAGGAACAUCCCUUGUAAGAACAGUGUCAGCCACGAUGAAAUUUAAAUCAUGCUGUUGUU